AUUUUCUUUUAUUCUUUCAAUGCAUUCAGAUCAUCAGCGUAGACAGUUUAAAGCAGACCGGUCGAAGGGCAAGUACACAAGAGGUGUACCGCCAUCUCCGCAGUCAGAUACCUCCCUCUGUAACCAAGGAACAGCUCUCCCCGCCCCCACACUGGUCCCACUACAAGACGCUCUCCGUCGUCAUGGAAACCAACAACAAACGCCAGAACCGCUUCAUCCAAGUGCAGUCGCCCCCCUCCAUCUAUCCACCGGACAACGUUCUCCUGAUUGAGUACGAAUGCCUGCCAGGCGAGACGGCCGCCGUUGAAGUCGAGGUGUGGACGGUCUACAACCAACGCUUGCGCACAGUCAGACACGACUGGAAGUGCAGUGAGCACUCCAAACACUUGCGGAAAGUCUUUCAAACGUUACAGCUACCCGACGGCGUCGUAUAUCAACCGGACUACUUGAACCGGGAUGUCCAGAUCAUCGAAAGGAUUGAAUUGUCUGUAUGGAUAUUAAGCACGGACCUUGUCAGGUCAAGGAGGAGAGGGUAUUAUGAGGCGGCCACCGCGAAAGCGAGGUACAGCGUGCAGGUUCUGUCCACGUAUGCCAGGCCGAGGAAGAGACAUCACAGCAUCGGGUGCUUGACCUGGGAAGCAGAGAUGAUGCUGAGACACAGCCGACGGUGGAAUGGAAUCCUACAGUGCAAUAGAGAAAAGGAGGUCAUUGACCUAAUGACCUUCCCCGUAGCCCUCCACAACGGAUUACACGGUCUUUCAAGAAACAUCCCUCCGUAUAAAGAACCAGGCCUGAGACAGCUCAUGGAUGCCAAUAUCAAUAACCCCAAGUUUACGAUAUCUGCAUACAUCUACAUCACCGAAUACUGCAAGCAUUCCAUGUGUAGCCUCAUUCAUCGCAAGACACAGUACACCAAUAGAUAUGUUACUCCCCUUAUCUUCUUAAGAAACGAUGGUCAUGUAUUUGUUCAGAUAGAGGAUGAGAAGAAGUCGUACAUGAGCAUGAUCAACAAGAUCAAACUACCCCUCAAAGAAUGGCUGCACAUGGUCUAUGUUCAGGAUGGCAGAAAGUGGUCGGUCCAGUUCUACACACAGUCCUCGCCCACGUCCACCCAUCUCAUCGGGAGGAGUGCGUUUGCAAACGACGUCCACUAUAACGAGACCGAGGCUUUCUAUCACGUUGGCGGCAGCAGUGCAGUCAGGUCGUUCAGCGGGUUCAUGCUGGAAGCUAAACUUUGGAGGCGCCAGGCUCUAGACCCUACUAAAGUACCCAUGACUCCCGUUGAUAAGCUCAAUUAUACGACUGGCAUCUCAAAGUACUACCGGGAAUGUGAUCGCCUGCACGUAUCCAUGGAAAUGGUCUUUAACAACUUCAAGCUCAAGCACCAGGACAAGCUCAAGAAGAUGACUUGUCCGAGCAUUCAUCCAUUCCUUGCCAACAACCUUGCUGCUGAAGAGCCACCACACUUACAACCUUCCUGCAAUUCAUGGCAGCAACCUGCACCCAAGAGACAACUCAAACUGUGGAGGUUGCUGAAACAAAGUGCUGCCGUCAACAACAGCUACGCUGCAACACACGAGUGGAUUGGGCACCAACUAUAUCAGCAUGUUCUAGAAAGGCUGCAUACUAAAGGCCUUGGAGGUAUGCAAGCAAAUAUACCAUGGCUUAGACAAGCUAGUUGCUAUGGUAACAUGGAUGCUGCAGGUUUCCUAGCAACAGUAUACAACGCAGGACUGGGAGUACAGACCAAUGAGUCUAUGGCUUUAAUCUACUGGCUGGCAGCAGCGCAAGGUGGUAGUCGUCUAGCAAUGAUAGCCCUAGCUAACAAACAUCACCAAGGUGUCGAUGAAGUCCCUGUCGACAUGGACUAUGCAUUCAAUUAUUAUUACCAGAUUGCACUGGAAACAGUUUUGGACAGAACCAAGCAUACAGAAAGUGAUACUUUCUUUGAAGCGAUAAGGCUGACCGAUGAACAGCAGCUCCAAACCCAGACCGGUGAGACGGGAGACUACUUUAAAUGGCUUAAAUACCAAGCCAAACAAGGCGUUGCAGAUGCACAGAUCAAUCUAGCUCGCAUGUAUUACCAUGGUACCGCUGGGGUUCAGAGAGACAUGGCAGCCGCAGCCCAGCUCUAUCGCCUCAAUGCUGAACAAAACCCCGCCGAUCCCAUUGCCCAGUAUGACUAUGCUGUACUUCAUCUCAGGGGUCAAGGAGUGGAGAAGGACGAGGAGAAAGGGAUGGACUACCUCAACAAAUCAGCUGCGUUGGGUCAUGCUCCAGCAUACACCGCCCUCGGCUGGUACAAGUUGAACUUUGACCAAGACGAUACGGCGGCUGCGUACUACUUUGAGAAGGGCGAUGCAUUGGGGCACAGGGAUGCCGCUCAUAACCUGGGCUUCAUGUAUCUGUUUGGAAGAUACCCUGGACAGCCAGUAGACAGGAUGAAAGCAUUUGAGUACUACUUGAAGGCAGCAAAGGCCGACCAUUGGGAUUCAGGUGUGAAGGUCGCUGAACUCUACAACCAAGGCAACGAACAGAUGGCGAGAGAUACUUUCAUGGCUGCUGCAUGGGCUCGGUAUGUGGCGGAGAAGAACCGAGAUGUAGCCUGGGUCCUGCGCUGGGGUCUAGAUGCCUACCUAAAGGGUUCCUGGUCCGAGAGCCUGGUCUACUAUGCCAUGGCGGCUGAGGCUGGUCUAGAAGUGGGCCAGUUCAAUCUAGCCUACCUGUGUGAAGAGAAUUAUGAUGGUAUUGCUGAGAGAUAUGUAGACAAAGACUGUGCUUGGAAAUACUGGAAACUAGCUGCUGGUUCAACUCGUCCCCAUCUUACAUCGAUCCUAAGAGUUGCUGACUACCACUGGUAUGGCUACAACAAUGUGUCUGAUCAAGAGAAAGCAGUCCAGUAUUACAUCCAAGCUGCACAAACAAAGCAACCUCAUGCUAUGUUCAAUUUAGCUAAUAUACUUGAAAACGGUGCCAAAGUGAAGAACGAAGUUUUGGAGCGGCUCGGCGUAUCAUCCCACGUCUUCAAGAGCAAGAAUAACUUGGCAAAGGUCCUGGAGCUGUAUCGCAUGUGUCGAGAUAGCUCAGAGGAUGGUUAUUUUCCAUGUGGAUUAGCCCUCCUCAACCUACAGCUCAGACAGGCGUGGAAGGAGCACAACUUCUCUAUACAGGUGGCCAGUGGAGUUAUGGUUGGUCUUCUGACAUUUUAUGCUGCAGCAGCAACAUUCCUUGGAUACCUCGGAGGUGGCAACAUACCCAAAAACAUCAACAACAACAAUAGCAACAACAACUCUGAUGCUUCCACAGAAACCUCCACAGACCAGCAACAAGGAUCUGAAUCUGAUCAACUGCUUGCAACUCAAGUUUCGCUUCUAAGUGUUGCUACAACAGGUACUACUUCUACCACAACAUCGACAUCUCUGUCGUCGACACAAGAUAUUGAACAGGAGCCUGCAACAUUGGAUGCUCAUUCGUCUUGAUUUGGAAGGCAAGGUUGCAACAUCAGCAAUAUCACUGAAAUAGUACCUACCACACCUUCCACUUUGCCAUCCACAAUGUAAUCACAUUCAAUAAGUAUUAUAAUUUUUUCUUUUAUUACACUGUGCAAUAUGAUUGAUUCAUUGACUUAACAAUUGUGUAUCAAUAAUAGAAUAUCUCGUAGUCUACUAUAUGGCCCACAGCACACUAUAUUCAUAUGAUUCAACUACGAUCCAAGUUUGAAAGAAUUGUGUCAUUUAGUAUAGAAAUUUCCAUGAUAAAUUCUUGCUGAUUGAGGUUCACAUUGGUCAUGUGAAUUGUAAUAAUUUAUAAUGUGCGGUAUGGUCACUUCAAGAAAAAGUCAAAUCUUAAGACUCUCUCAAAUUUGAAGCCAAUUGGGAAUUUUCUCCAACUGAAAUACCCCCAAAACCAUGCAUUUUCUUAUUUAUUAUUUGAAUGACCAAUAUCAUCCCCAAUCAUGAAGGUUAAAGGUCACAUACUAGCCAUUUGGUUGAAUUACCACUCAAUUUGAACACAGGUCUCUCAGGGGCUGAACCUGUUGUCCCACCAGAAAAUACUCCAGCUUGCCUUCAUAACUCAAGGUUGAGGGAAGUUAUAUCAUGAUGAGAAUUCCUUAGACAAGACAUGUCUGUCAUUAAAGUGAAGUCCACUCUUGGUGACUGACAGCACCCUUCGGUACACACCGAAUGGUGUCAAAUUCCCCAUGAGAACCCACUAUUAUGAGCCUUUAAACUGUUAGAACCUAGUUAUGUUGCCAUUCCUCCUAAAGUAUUAUCAUGGCUGUCAGAUCAUGAUGUGUGUUGUGGGUUUAUGAUGUGACCUUACAUGAAAAUAUACUUACGAUACAUGCAUUGAAGAAUGUUAUAGAAUUGUUUUGUUAUCUCUCCAGUUAUAUGUUUUAUAUUCAAAUCAUGAGUAUUACUGAAUCGUUAAUUUAUUGAAAGUGUGUUAUUACCACCUCCUUCCAUUGCUAAGUCAAUAUAAUUGGGUUGAAUUAUGCUUGUGUGUUGUGACUAUUUUCUUUAUAACCAAUAGUGAUCUGCUUUAUCUGUACUUAACAACUUCACUAUGGCAUAAUUCGCAAUAUAAUCUUCAUUUCAUGAUGAGUAUUAAAUUUAGGGGUGCUUAAUUCUGCGAAAAUAAGAAAGAAAAAAAAUAUAAAGUGCUCAAACAUUUAGAUUUUUAUUCACACCUGAUAUACAGUCAAACCUGUCUAUAGCGACCACCCAAGGGAAACACAAAAAGU
Messenger RNA from Strongylocentrotus purpuratus (purple sea urchin), 4744 nucleotides. RefSeq names its product protein sel-1 homolog 3 (gene sel1l3). NCBI's taxonomy places the organism in Eukaryota, Metazoa, Echinodermata, Echinoidea, Camarodonta, Strongylocentrotidae. The record is from RefSeq and is a predicted model, not a curated record. The coding region runs from base 183 to 3479 and encodes 1098 amino acids. The transcript has 21 exons. Gene Ontology annotation, molecular function: protein binding.